AUGACGGCCUUUAUCCCCCGCGCCGUCUUCCCAACCCUCGACUCGCUCCCGCGCUCCUACUAUCUCGGCCAUCAUGCUGCAGGUCUCGCCAAGAUGCGCACGAUGCUGUCCCAGAUCGAUCUCAUCGUCGAAUGCCGCGACUAUCGCAUACCGUUGACAUCGCGCAAUCCGAUGUUCGAGGACAGUUUGGCGGGACGAGAGCGAAUGGUGGUUUAUACGAAGAAGGAUCUGGGCAGCAAUCGCUCCGCAGAAGAUGUCAAGAGGCACAAUCUCAUUCGCAAAUGGCACGAACCGUCACAAGUCAUCUUUUCCGACCACAAGAGCCAAAAAGACAUACGGCGCGUGCUUGACUUGAUCAAAGAUGGGAGUAGAACAAGAGGAGGUUUGACCGGCUCUCAUUUGAUGGUCGUGGGCAUGCCGAAUGUCGGCAAGUCUUCCCUUCUCAACGCCCUGCGAAGGGAAGGUGUGGGUAAAGGAAAGGCGGCUUAUACCGGCGCGCAGCCUGGUAUCACUCGCAAGAUCGGGACCGGAGUCAAGAUUGUGGAGGCAGACGAAGGUGGCACUGGGAGCGUCUACCUACUCGAUACACCGGGAGUCUUCAUGCCGUACGUGCCCGACGCCGACGCCAUGCUGAAGUUGGCGCUCUGCGGUAGUGUCAAGGACACGAUCAUCCCGCCCUUCAACCUGGCGGACUACCUUCUAUUCCACAUCAAUCUACAUGAUCCGAACGUGUAUUCCGAGUAUUCAAAGCCAACCAACGAUGCCAUGGAGCUGCUCGAUGCGGUUGCGAAGAAAACUGGUCGGUUACAAAAAGGAGGAGUGCCGGAUCUCGAGGGAUCAGCGUUGUGGAUGAUUCAACGGUGGCGCAACGGACAGCUGGGAACCUUCACGCUCGAUGAGGUCACCGAGGAGUCAUUGGAACUGGAUAGAAUGGGCGAUCCAACAAGGACGAGUCUGAGCCAGGCGAGAAAGGCUGGCAAGGAAGCCUCUCGCGCCAGACAGAAGGCCCGGAGAUCGAGCGCGGAGUGA
Molecule: messenger RNA, 1029 nt
Organism: Ramularia collo-cygni
Lineage: Eukaryota; Fungi; Ascomycota; Dothideomycetes; Mycosphaerellales; Mycosphaerellaceae
Product: probable mitochondrial GTPase 1
Exons: 2
Coding region: 1-1029 (342 amino acids)
Cellular component (GO): mitochondrion
Molecular function (GO): GTPase activity; GTP binding
Source: RefSeq, a predicted model, not a curated record